Lonchura striata (white-rumped munia) is the source of this 2199-nucleotide messenger RNA. It is a transcript of the gene NR2F1, whose product is annotated as nuclear receptor subfamily 2 group F member 1. NCBI's taxonomy places the organism in Eukaryota, Metazoa, Chordata, Aves, Passeriformes, Estrildidae. Gene Ontology annotation, molecular function: DNA-binding transcription factor activity; zinc ion binding; sequence-specific DNA binding. The record is from RefSeq and is a predicted model, not a curated record. Gene Ontology annotation, biological process: regulation of DNA-templated transcription.
CCCGCCCCCCGCCUCACUCCCCGGCAGCCCGCAGCGAGACGCGCCGCUCCCCAGCACUUUUUUGGGCCCGAGAUAUGGCAAUGGUAGUUAGCAGCUGGCGAGAUCCGCAGGAAGACGUGGCCGGGGGCACUCCGAGCGGCCCCAACCCGGCCGCGACGCAGCCGGCCCGGGAGCAGCAGCCCCAGCAGCAGGGGAGUUCGGCCACCCCACACACCCCGCAGACCCCCAGCCAGCCGGGACCCCCCUCCACGCCGGGCACGGCCGGAGACAAGGGAACGGGCCAGCAGGGCUCGGGGCAGAGCCAGCAGCACAUCGAAUGCGUGGUGUGCGGAGACAAGUCCAGCGGCAAGCACUACGGCCAGUUCACCUGCGAGGGCUGCAAAAGUUUCUUCAAGAGGAGCGUCCGCAGGAACUUAACUUACACAUGCCGCGCCAACAGGAACUGUCCCAUCGACCAGCACCACCGCAACCAGUGCCAGUACUGCCGCCUCAAGAAGUGCCUCAAAGUGGGCAUGAGGCGGGAAGCGGUUCAGCGAGGAAGAAUGCCGCCCACCCAACCCAACCCCGGCCAGUACGCCCUGACCAACGGCGACCCUCUGAAUGGGCACUGCUAUCUCUCGGGAUACAUCUCCCUCCUGCUGCGGGCCGAGCCCUACCCCACCUCCCGCUACGGCAGCCAGUGCAUGCAGCCCAACAACAUCAUGGGCAUCGAGAACAUCUGCGAGCUGGCCGCCCGUCUGCUCUUCAGCGCCGUCGAGUGGGCCCGCAAUAUUCCCUUCUUCCCCGACCUGCAGAUCACCGACCAGGUGGCCUUGCUGCGGCUCACCUGGAGCGAGCUCUUCGUCCUCAAUGCUGCCCAGUGUUCCAUGCCCCUCCAUGUGGCCCCGCUCCUGGCCGCCGCCGGCCUCCACGCCUCCCCCAUGUCGGCCGACCGCGUUGUCGCCUUCAUGGACCACAUCCGCAUCUUCCAGGAACAGGUGGAGAAGCUGAAGGCGCUGCACGUCGAUUCGGCUGAAUACAGCUGCCUGAAAGCCAUCGUCCUCUUCACCUCAGACGCCUGCGGCCUAUCGGAUGCUGCGCACAUCGAGAGCCUCCAGGAGAAAUCGCAGUGCGCGCUAGAGGAGUACGUGCGGAGCCAGUACCCCAACCAGCCGAGCCGCUUCGGGAAGCUGCUGCUGCGGCUGCCCUCCCUGCGCACCGUCUCCUCCUCCGUCAUCGAGCAGCUCUUCUUCGUCCGCUUGGUAGGUAAAACCCCCAUCGAAACCCUCAUCAGGGAUAUGCUACUGUCGGGGAGCAGCUUCAACUGGCCUUACAUGUCCAUCCAGUGCUCCUAGAGCCCAUCCCGCACCCCCGGCAGAGAGGCGGCGGAGCGGCGGAGAGGGGAGCGCUCGCACCGAGGGGCAGUCGGGGUGCGGGGGGGGCCCGGGAGGUGGACACUGAACAAAAGUAAGGGCCAGUGGGAGCACAGAUGUGGCCGUGGCGGGGAGAAGGACGGACCUGUCGUCCGUGGAGGUUGUGAUGUUUCGCUUUUUUUUUUUUUUUUUUUUUUUGGUCUUUUUUUGUUUUUUUUUUUUUUUUUUUUUUAAGAGGAGGAAAAAAGAAAUAAAUAAUAUUAAUAAAAGAGACAAAAAAAAAUGAGUAUUGAGGGGAUAUUAAUCAAACCUGAAGGGGAUACUGGAUCUUCCAGGAUUUAUUGUGGACUGUUGUUGAUAUAUGCUGUACAGUAAACCAACAAAACAUAAAAGCAUUGAAACUGAACUGAACCUUGUGUAGAAUAAAAAAAAAAAAAGCCCAAAACCAAGCAAACAACAACAAAAUUUCCAUGCGCAAACACUUACCAUGAACAUUGUUACUCCUUUUGUAAUAUAUUAGUCUUUAUUUUCGAUUUUGGUAAAAGUUAAAAAACAUCAUAUGCGCAUAAAGAAAAAAAAAAGGAGAAUUAGGGGAAAAUAACAUUUUCCAAAUAAUUAUAAAAGAAUUGUCCUGUGUCUAUGUAUCUAUAUCUGUUUUGUAUUUUUUUUUUCUGGUUCCAAACCAGAUUUCCUGUGAUUCUAUACUAAUAAUUUUUGAUAUAACCCUUUGCUUCUUAUAAUGAGUGCGAUAUAUGUUGUCAAAGCUGUUCUUCAAGAAUUAAAAUUGAAGUGAGAAUUUAAAAAAAUAAAAGAAUUUAGCAAAAAAACCCAACUUAUCACCCCACAA